ACCAUCGUAGGGAAUGGUAUAUCGUGCCGCGGUUCACAAAAUAACGUAUCUUACCUUAAUUUGAAUCGAAAAACAAAAUAAAAUUUUCCGUUUUCCAGAUUUUUUGUAUCUAUAUAUUUAUUAGAAUACGGCGCCAUAUCAUUCUUUAUGAAACGUUAUAAUCUAUAUAAAAAUAUUUAAAAGAUGUUUCACUUAAGAACUGUUAUACUAACAUUAGUUUUAGGAUUAGUAAUAGGACAACAACAGCCACCUAGAAGACCAGGAUUAAGAAAAGUAACAAAAAGAGUUACAACAACAACAACUCCAUCACCACCACCAAUUCAUAUUUCAGAAAAUUCUGAUGAUGACGAUGGUACAAGUGAAGAUUGUCCAGAACCAAAUGGUUAUUUCGCUGAUGCUGAACAAUGUGAUAAAUAUUAUGCAUGCAAUGAAGGUGUUAUAACUGAAAAACUUUGUCCUGAUGGUAUGGUGUUCAAUGAUUUUUCAAUUGAUCAAGAAAAAUGUGAUUUACCAUAUAAUAUAGAUUGUUCACAAAGGCCAAAAUUACAAACUCCACAGCCAACAUUGAAUUGUCCACGUCUAAAUGGUUAUUUUGGACACGAAAAUAAGAAUAUUUGUGAUAAAUUCUUUUAUUGUGUUGAUGGUAAAUUUAAUAUGAUCGUGUGUCCAUCUGGCUUAGUGUUUAAUCCUAAAACUGGUAUAUGUACAUGGGCUGAUGAAGCUGGUCGUACUGGUUGCUCAUCUGAAGAUGUUUUUCAAUUUACAUGCCCAAAAGUUAAUGAAACUGAAGCUGCAACACAUCCACGUUACGCUGACCCAGAUGAUUGCCAAUAUUUUUAUGUUUGUAUUAAUGGUGAAACACCAAGACGUAACGGUUGUAAAUUAGGUCAAGUAUUCGAUGAUGAACAUAAAAAAUGUGAAUGGUCAAGAAAAGUACCCGAAUGUGCUGAUUGGUAUAAAGAUAAAUUGACAGAUGCAGAAUUAGAUGAAUUAGAGAAUCCUAAACCAAAAAAACCUAAAACUAAAGGACCAUCAAAUAGAAGAAAACAACCCAAAGCAAAAAUUGUUGUUGUUGAAGAAGAUGAAGAGGCGGAAGAAUAACUGCGAUUAAAAUUUUUAUUUUAAUUUUUGAAAUUAAUUUUUGUUUUAUUUUUGUAUUACAUUUUAGAAUUUUUUUAAAAUUUAUUAAUUUUUUUAGUAAUUAUAAAAACAAAAAGAAAACACUAAAAUAUACGCUAGAAAUGUUUUAAAUUUCAUGCUUAUCGUCA
Condylostylus longicornis is the source of this 1268-nucleotide messenger RNA. Its product is annotated as protein obstructor-E. Gene Ontology annotation, molecular function: chitin binding. Gene Ontology annotation, cellular component: extracellular region. NCBI's taxonomy places the organism in Eukaryota, Metazoa, Arthropoda, Insecta, Diptera, Dolichopodidae. The transcript is spliced from 5 exons. Bases 184 to 1101 code for a protein of 305 amino acids. The record is from RefSeq and is a predicted model, not a curated record.